This is a messenger RNA of Oncorhynchus tshawytscha (Chinook salmon), 1043 nucleotides long. Its product is annotated as DNA-directed RNA polymerase II subunit RPB7. The coding region runs from base 148 to 666 and encodes 172 amino acids. The record is from RefSeq and is a predicted model, not a curated record. Lineage: Eukaryota; Metazoa; Chordata; Actinopteri; Salmoniformes; Salmonidae. Gene Ontology annotation, molecular function: single-stranded DNA binding; single-stranded RNA binding; translation initiation factor binding. The transcript is spliced from 8 exons. Gene Ontology annotation, biological process: positive regulation of translational initiation; transcription initiation at RNA polymerase II promoter; DNA-templated transcription. Gene Ontology annotation, cellular component: P-body; RNA polymerase II, core complex.
CCGGAAGUAAAACUUUUUCCAGAAGUCAAACAUUACCGUCUUCCUGUGAUGUGCCGCUGGACUUAAAUAAUAAUUUAGGAAAGAUAACCAUUACUUGUUGAUAAAUUAAACAGAAGGCUACAAUCAAGUAGGCGUCAGCGGGAAAUCAUGUUUUAUCAUAUUUCCCUGGAGCAUGAGAUCCUGCUCCACCCUCGGUACUUUGGUCCCAAUCUCCUGAACACUGUGAAACAGAAGCUCUUCACAGAAGUGGAGGGAACAUGCACAGGAAAAUAUGGAUUCGUCAUUGCGGUGACCACCAUUGACAACAUUGGUGCAGGUGUCAUCCAACCAGGCAGGGGAUUUGUGCUUUACCCCGUCAAGUACAAGGCUAUUGUCUUCCGUCCAUUCAAAGGCGAGGUGGUAGAUGCCGUGGUUACCCAGGUCAACAAAGUUGGACUGUUCACAGAGAUCGGCCCCAUGUCCUGUUUCAUCUCUCGUCACUCCAUUCCCUCAGAGAUGGAGUUUGACCCCAACUCAAAUCCUCCCUGUUAUAAGACCACUGAUGAGGACAUUGUAAUCCAACAGGAUGAUGAGAUUCGGUUAAAGAUCGUGGGAACAAGAGUGGAUAAAAACGACAUUUUCGCUAUUGGAUCCCUCAUGGACGAUUACCUGGGUCUUGUCAGCUGAUGUCCCUGCAGUGCUAUGCUGAUGUAUCAACAUACAUCUCUCAUAUUGUAUGUAAAUGCCUCAACAAUAUAGUACUGUCAUUUUUCUAGGUUGAUAAUGUGGUAUUGCUACAAAUCCUGUACUAAGUUGGGACACCGUACGAAUACAUACUAUUGAAACCACACAGAGUCGGAACUAGAAGCACAAGCAUUUCGCUACACUCGCAUUAACAUCUGCUAACCAUGUGUAUGUGACAAAUAAGAUUUGAUUUGAGAGCCUGUUGAUAAGCAGGUGGUUAUGUUGCUGUAUCGUUGCUGAGUUACCCUUCCAGUUGCUGUUGUUUAUUGUAUUUCUACAACUUGAACUGGAAAUAAAUGUUUAUUUUUUUUGGUAAUGUU